AACAGAACAGAGGAGCAUCGAAGCCAUGGCGGGGAUCUUGGCGUGGGCGGCCGACGUGGUCGGCGGCGCCGGAGACAGCGAUGACGAGGCCGCCGCCGCCGCUGAAAGCGAGCGCGCCGCGGCCAUGACCCCGGAGCAGCGGCUCCGCGCCGCCGACCUGGACGCGCGGGCGUCGUCGCUGCGGCGCGCGAUCCAGGAUCUGCGCGCCCGAGUGCCGCCGCCGCACGUCGCUCAGCGGCUGCCGCACCUGCACGCGCACUCCCUCGCCUCCUCCGCCGCCCUCGCGCUCCAGCUCAACGCCCACUCCUCCACCAAGGAGCAGGCACUGGAAAGAGAGAUAAGAAUUCAAGAAGAAAAUACUGCCUACGAGAAGGCUAUAUCAGAUUGUCGACAGAAAAUUCAGGAAAAGCAGAUGGAGGCCAGUCUGCUUCAGAGUAAUUUGAAGGAAAUGGAAAUUGCAGAGCUGGAUUUAAAGGCAAAGGUUGACAAUGCUAUCAAGGAGCAAGAGGCUACUCAACAUGAAGCAUCAACAGCUUCUGAAGCUACUGGAAAUGCUCUGCUAGAUGCUGAAUCAUUGAUUAAUCUCAAGUCAAUGGACUUGGAAGAGAAGAAGGGAGAGUUGAAACUAUUGGAAGACAAGGUGCAAAGAUUGGACAAAGUAUGGUCUUUGGUUGAAGAAGAGUCUUUGAAAACUCCCAGUCCUGCCCAGAGGGAGAAGACACUUGAGAAACAACUACAUAGCCUCAUUGAACAGUUGACAACUAAACAAGCUCAAGCUGAAAGGCUCAUCACUGAUAUACACACCAAAGAAAAGGAUCUGGAAAGGUUGAACAGUAUACAUAGAAAUCUCCACAGCACCUCCAGUGAAGCAGGCGCACCACGGAAUCGGUUCAGCGGGGGGCUUUUGAGCGGCGAUGAAGAUUCUGGCGCCAAAGGUGUCCGCAGACCCAGCCAAUCCGGUGGCGUUAGAACGGAAGGUCAGAAAAGGUUGAUGUUUCUUAGGUCUGCUUUUGUUCUCUAUAUCUUGGCACUGCACGUCGUGGUCUUUAUAAAGAUAUCGGUUUCAAACUAGGCAGCAUACAAACACAGGUACUGAGCUCAUGUGUAGAUAAUACAUGUAAAAUUGACAGUAGAUGUAUUUCAUGGAGCUGAACUAGGAGCCCCCUGAGUUGGGCCUUGAUUGAUAAGCACGUCGAUGUGGUUUGUUCUGUGUAUCGUUUCCUGUUCCUGAGAAUGUUCCUAAGAUAAGAUUUCAAGUUUACUUGCCCA
Messenger RNA from Lolium perenne, 1269 nucleotides. RefSeq lists its product as uncharacterized. The record is from RefSeq and is a predicted model, not a curated record. Lineage: Eukaryota; Viridiplantae; Streptophyta; Magnoliopsida; Poales; Poaceae.